AUGACAUUGUAUGAAAUUGGGUUUGAAAAAGCACGUACAAUGGCUGUUAUAAGUGAAAAUGAAGAGCUUACUUGGGAAGACAUUGAUAUAGAAACUGAUGAUAAUAACGAUAAUGUAAAUUCAAUGCCGAUAUUAGAACCAGAGUCAGAAGAAUCAGCAGAGUGA
Messenger RNA from Dentiscutata erythropus, 165 nucleotides. Lineage: Eukaryota; Fungi; Glomeromycota; Glomeromycetes; Diversisporales; Gigasporaceae. The record is from the annotation of a GenBank genome assembly.